Cherax quadricarinatus is the source of this 2263-nucleotide messenger RNA. The record is from RefSeq and is a predicted model, not a curated record. NCBI's taxonomy places the organism in Eukaryota, Metazoa, Arthropoda, Malacostraca, Decapoda, Parastacidae.
GUGGUGGGCAGUACCUAUCACCUCUCAAUAUUGCUGGUACCACUAUCAUACAGGAAGCCCUACCGGCUGCAUCUGAUGCUGCUGGCUGUCUGGAAAGCCAGCUGCUGUCUGAAGCGUGGUGUUGAGGACAGCUGGCUGUCCCUUUCACUAGCUGAGUGUCACAAAUAAGGCACCGUGUCCUGGUGCCCCAGCCAAGGGCACCAUCGUUCCCAGACUCCAAGCAUUCAUGAUGCCUUCUGGGAAGUCUCUGAAUGUGGUCCAGCGAGAGAGCUUCUUCGAUGACACCUUCUUCAAAGAGAACUGGGAAGACUUCGACCGUGCAGUUCAGUCAAUCUUGGACAAGUUUGAUAACAGAGGACUCAAGGUUGAUCAGGGAUCCAGAACCGAGUGCCGGGAUGUGUACAGCAAGAUCCGUACUAGCAAGAUUGACGAGGACCUGUAUGCUUCACAGGCUCUCCAGAUCACAGAAAAGGAUGGUAAAUUCCAGGCUGUGAUGGACGUGAAGGAUUUUAAUCCUAGGGAGCUGCAGGUGCGAGCUGUAGAUGAUCGAAUUGUGGUAGAAGGAUCCUAUCAGAAGGUCUCGGAGGAUGGUGCUUCGUCAUCAUCGAAAUCAUUUUAUAAGGAGUUCACACUGCCUCCAGCUGCUGAUAUUGAUCUGGUCACUACUGCACUCUCAAAGGAUGGGGUUCUCACUAUCAAGGCACCAAAGAAGGAGGGUGCCCCAGUGAGUGAGGUCCCCAAGAUAAGUAGCAGCAGCACCUCAUCCUCCAGUGUCCAGAAGUCAUCCUUCAGUGAUGGAGGGUCCACCUCGUCCUUCAAAAGCUCCUCCUCAAAGACUGUUAUUCAGUCCUCAUCCAGUUUUGAGAGUUCCUCUAAUGAUGGCCUUGAAGGCUUGCCAAAGGAGAUGAGGGAGAAGUUGAUGUUCAGUGACUCGGGAUUUGGUUCGCUGAAGACCAGCACGUGCUCCUCACCGGCACCCAGUGAAGCUGGAUCGGAAUCAUCUCGAGUUUCAUCUACCAUGGAGUUUGAUUUGGGGAAAAGAGCUCCCAUGCGCACAGAAGUGGCUUUUAAUGUUACAAGUCCUAGCCAGCCCACACCCCAGCCUGUAUUUCAACAGACAUCUCAGCCAAUGCAUCAACAAGGUCCUUAUCCUCAACCACAGUCACCACUCCAAUCCCAGUUCCAGUCACCCCAACCCCAGUUCCAGUCUCCACAGCCCCAGUUCCAGUCUCCACAGCCCCAGUUCCAGUCUCCACCACAGCCCCAGUUCCAGCCUUCACCACAACCCCAGUUCACACCACCAUCCAAACCAAAAUUCCAACCCCCACAACCCCAGUUCCAACCCACACCACAAUCCCAGUUCACACCACCCCAACCUCAAUUUCAGCCUCUGUUCCAGCAGUCACCACUCUUCAUGCCCCAAGAACCUCUUAAGCAAGUGUUUGAGCAGUUCCCUCAGGCUGGUGCUCCAGGUCUCCAACAAAUGGCCAAGGCUCCGCAGGUUCCACCUCCUGCUGCACAGGUUGUAGGAUCGGGAAAUCAAUCUAACAUAAGUGUUACAGAGGAGAACGGCCGACGUAUUCUCACCUCCCAGACCUCCAAUGUUGUGAAAGAGAAGGAUGGCUUUAUGGAGCACAAAGAAACUGCAGCUGAGAUUACUGAUAAAGAAAGUCAGGCUGCCAGGAGAGAAGCAACUACCAAGAUAUUGCACGAGGAAGAGGACCCAGAAGGAAAAUUCAAGCGUUCAGAGGCAGCUGAUGCGGCCGAAGUGAGUGAAUCUUGUAUACAACAUAUGCCUGAUGGCUCUGUGAUGUCUGUCAAGAAAAGCUCAUCUAGCACAUCUUCCCUCAAGAAGUCUUUUUCCUCUACAACUGGGGAUGCAGGUCCAUUUUUCCAAAGUCCAGAGUUUCCUCCUGGAUUUGGUGACCUGAAAAACCUUAUGAAUCGUGGGCAAUCCCUAAUGUCUCAGAUGUCUACAGACUCCAUGGCUUCUACUUUAUCUGGAAGGUCUGGAUUCACAGAUAUGUCUAAUUUCUCUCAUUUCAGUGAUCCUUCUUCACAAUAUUCUGGUAUGUCAAACUUUAGCAAUAUGUCCAAUUUUUCUGAUAUGUCUCGGAUGUCCUCAAGGCUGCCAAACCAGAAUGUCCCAAACACUGGCAAUAUGGCUCAAGACUUCAACUCGAGAAUUAACAAGUCUUUCUCCUCAUCUUCCAGUUCUUUUAAUAAAUCUUCAUUCUCAUCUAACUUCGGUGAUAAUUUUUAA